Messenger RNA from Sclerotinia sclerotiorum 1980 UF-70, 90 nucleotides. RefSeq lists its product with no specific name. The transcript has a single exon. The record is from RefSeq and is a predicted model, not a curated record. Bases 1 to 90 code for a protein of 29 amino acids. Lineage: Eukaryota; Fungi; Ascomycota; Leotiomycetes; Helotiales; Sclerotiniaceae.
AUGCUUCGUGAGAUGUCACCAAACGGUAACUUUAUAUUCAUCGGACACGGCGCCGGUAAAUGCGGUGACUUUGUGACACAAUUACCGUAG